Messenger RNA from Thamnophis sirtalis, 1802 nucleotides. Lineage: Eukaryota; Metazoa; Chordata; Lepidosauria; Squamata; Natricidae. The record is from RefSeq and is a predicted model, not a curated record.
GCCCUCCCUGCGCCACCACCCACGGGCGGAGCCGCCCCGCCGCUUCCCCUUCGUCUUCCUGCCUUCGCCCUCCGACGGCCCGCGCUGCGUUGCGCUUCCUCCACUCCGCGCCCGCCAGAGAACCGCCGCCACCCUGCGCCCAUGGCUGCUUCGGAGGAAUGCGACGGAUCGGGCGUAGCCCGGCCGCACUACGGCUCUGUGCUGGACAACGAGAGGAUGACGGCGGAAGAGAUGGACGAGCGGCGCCGCCAGAACGUGGCCUACGAGUAUCUGUGCCACCUGGAGGAGGCCAAGAGAUGGAUGGAAGCAUGUUUGAAUGAAGAACUGCCCCCCACAACAGAACUGGAAGAAGGGCUUAGGAAUGGGGUCCACUUGGCUAAACUUGGAAACUUCUUCUCCCCCAAAGUGGUGUCUCUCAAAAAAAUUUAUGAUCGUGAGCAAACUAGAUACAAGGCCACAGGCCUCCACUUCCGUCAUACGGACAAUGUAAUUCAGUGGCUGAAUGCAAUGGCUGAAAUUGGCCUUCCUAAGAUUUUUUACCCGGAGACAACAGACAUCUAUGAUCGGAAGAACAUGCCACGCUGCAUCUACUGUAUCCAUGCACUCAGCCUGUACCUAUUCAAGUUGGGAUUAGCUCCACAGAUUCAGGAUCUGUAUGGCAAAGUGGACUUCACAGAGGAAGAAAUCAGCAACAUGAGGAGCGAAUUGGAGAAGUAUGGCAUUCAGAUGCCUGCCUUUGGCAAGAUUGGCGGGAUUCUAGCUAAUGAGCUGUCUCUGGAUGAAGCAGCAUUGCACGCAGCCGUGAUCGCCAUUAAUGAAGCCAUUGACCGUCAGAUUCCCUCUGAAACCUUUUCGGCAAUGAAGAACCCCAACGCCAUGCUGGUGAAUCUCGAUGAGAGCCUGGUCCUCGUCUAUCAGAGCACCCUCUAUCAAGCCAAGCAGGACAAGACAGAAAAUGCACGGAAGAAGGUUGCCUCAGAGGAUGCAGGAAGAGAGCGUGAUGUGUAUGAAGAGCUACUCACUCAAGCAGAGAUUCAGGGCAACGUCAAUCAAGUUAAUACACGUUCAGCCUUAGCUAAGAUUGAUCUGGCUCUGGACCAGGGAGAUGCAACUGCCUUGUAUAGAGUUUUGUCCUCAGCUGCCCUGGGCCUCCGUGCGCUGCAUCCCGAAAACAGCGAUUGGUACUUCAAGCAGCUUCUUCAUGAGAAACAAGAAAAGCAAAAGGAUGGCAGAGAUGGAGCUCUGCAAAAGGAGGAGUUGCAGGCUGGCAUCAAUCAGGCCAAUGCUGCAGCACAGCAGUACCAGCAGAAGCUGGCAGCAGUGGAACAGAUCAACGUGGCCAUCCGUAAUGGCCUUUCUGAGAAAACCGUUAUGGAGUUGAUGAAUCCCGAGGCCCAGCUGCCUCCAGUUUAUCCUUUUGCUGCUGAGUUGUACCAGAAAGAACUGGCCACCCUGCAACAACAGAGUCCAGAUGAUAAACUCACACACCCAGAGCUGUCGGUAGCUGUGGAAAUGCUCUCCUCAGUGGCCCUGAUCAACCGAGCCCUGGACUCAGGGGACAAGAGCAUGGUUUGGAAGCAGCUGAGCAGUUCUGUGAUAGGCCUAACCAAUGUUGAGGAUGAAAACUCCCAGAGUUGCCUUAGGAAUUUUGGCCAUUAACGAGGCAAUGGACCAGGGUGAUGUUGCAAGGACUCUCAGCUUCCUGCGUUCAGCUGAUGUUGGACUGUAUGGGGUGACUCCCGAAUGUGCCAAAGCAUAUCACCAGGAACUGACGGCAACAAAAAAUGUGAAGCUGGCUUCUG